CUCCCUCUCCCUCUCCCUCUCCGCUAACCCUAACCAGAGCACCCGCCCCAGUACUAGAGGCUCUCCCUCUCGCCUCUCCAAAAUAUUUUAGCCUAUCAGACAAGUUCUUGAGAGAACUCAGACAAGUUCUUUCGUUCAGUACGAGUACAUAACAGAAGCAUCAAUGGAGGUCAACAUGAGCUUUUCAAAUGACAUGGAUGAUGAAUAUGAGAAACUCUUUAGGAGAUUGAAUCCACCCAGGGUUGUGAUUGAUAAUGAAGCUUGCAAGAAUGCUACUGUCAUAAGGGUAAGAGUUUUGGUGUCCUUUUUUGGUGGGUGUGUGCUCUUUAGUCUUGACCAUCAUUCUUGUUGUUUUUUGGGUACUAAAUAUUUCAUUGUGUUACAGGUUCAUAGUGCUAGCAAACAUGGAACACUUCUCUGUGGGAUUUUAAUUCAUGUCCAGAUUUUAAUUCAUAUUAAAAGUUAGCCAAUUCAUAUUAAAAGUCAGCCAUGUAUAGAAGAGAAACAGAGUUGUGUUGUUGUUGCCGAAAAACUACGCAGGAUGUAAAUUUUUAAAAGCUGAACAUCAG
Molecule: messenger RNA, 569 nt
Organism: Populus trichocarpa (black cottonwood)
Lineage: Eukaryota; Viridiplantae; Streptophyta; Magnoliopsida; Malpighiales; Salicaceae
Exons: 3
Coding region: 164-466 (100 amino acids)
Source: RefSeq, a predicted model, not a curated record